Anguilla rostrata (American eel) is the source of this 1094-nucleotide messenger RNA. Its product is annotated as trace amine-associated receptor 13c-like. Gene Ontology annotation, cellular component: membrane. Gene Ontology annotation, biological process: G protein-coupled receptor signaling pathway. Bases 99 to 1094 code for a protein of 331 amino acids. The record is from RefSeq and is a predicted model, not a curated record. Gene Ontology annotation, molecular function: trace-amine receptor activity. The transcript has a single exon. NCBI's taxonomy places the organism in Eukaryota, Metazoa, Chordata, Actinopteri, Anguilliformes, Anguillidae.
UAUUUUCCAGCAAAGAUACAAUAAUUCAUGCUGUAAUGUGAUGAAAUAUACCAGCAAGACAUUUGAUUAACCUUUGAAAAUAGCCAGUUUCUUCAUUCAUGAAUUUCACAAAUAAUCAAGUGGAGUAUGUCAAUUCUUCAACUCUGUCCUGUUCAGGAGCAUCACCAACACCAGCUGAUGCGCCGUUGUACAUGACUGUAGCAGCAGUGAUUUCAGUGACAGUGUGUGGAAAUCUACUUGUCAUAGUCUCCAUCUGCCACUUCAAGCAGCUCCACACACCAACCAACUUCCUCCUCCUCUCUCUGGCUGUGGCAGACUUUCUUGUUGGCAUAGCUGUGAUGCCUUUCCACUUUGCUCUCUUGCUGAAUCCAAACUGGUGCUUUGGUGCAAUUUAUUGCAUCAUUUGCAACGUAGCGUCCUUUCACCUGACUUGCGUGUCAAUUUACAAUGUAGCCUUCAUCGCUGUGGACCGAUAUUUUGCUCUAAGCAACCCUUUUCUUUACUGCACUAAAAUGACAGCGAAUCUGACUUUGAGGAUACUGUCCAUUCUUUGGUUGUGUACAUUUAUCUACAAUGUAGUGCUUCUUUUUUCCAAUAUGACAGAAAAUAAUAAUUUUUCUGAGUGUAUUAUUUCAAUUAACAAAAUAUGGACUAUUUUUGACUUUAUAAUAGUAUUUAUUGUGCCCUGCAUGACAAUCAUAGUUAUGUACCUGAAAGUGUUUGCCAUUGCAAGAAGACACGCUAACAAGAUAAACUGCGCCAGACAACAGCAUUCAAAGGGUACGAAACUUAAAAAUUUUUCAAUGGCGUCAGAAAGGAAAGCAGCAAAAACACUUGGAAUUCUAGUGGCAGUGUUCCUGCUGUGUUUGAUUCCUUUCUACAUAAGUGCUUUCCUGAUUGUAUAUAUUAGGAAACCGUCCGUGUAUUAUGUGUUUAUGAAUACCACAACUCUUAUUUAUCUGAAUUCUACAAUCAAUCCUAUAAUUUAUGCUCUAUUUUAUCCAUGGUUUCAAAAGUCCAUUAAACUCAUUUUAACACUGAGAAUAUGUACCUCACAGUCUUCGUUAAUGAACGUGCUUGUAAAGGAAACGUAA